AAAACCCAACUUCCCUCAACUCCCACGCUAAAACUGUCAACUGCCCUCCCCCCUCCGCUUUACUCAAAACACCCCAUUUAUGUCGAGCAGCAGUUUCCGGCGGAGGAUUCCGGCAAUUUCUAGUACAAGAAACAACAAGACACGCCUCAAUCUCUCUCAAUCUCCUCACCGGAGAACUCCUCCGACGAAUCGCGCUCUUUCCAAGCCCUCCAUCUUCACUCGAUGCUCCUCGGAGCCCAACCUUUGGGCCAACGCCACCGCCGCUGCUGAUCGGACUGUGUCAUCGGAGAAGGAAGGGGAAGAGGUUGUUAUUUUCCGUCCUCAUAAGUUUUCGGAAGCCUUUGCUUCAUCCCCUCUCUUGAUUCCUUCUCCGGCUUCAUUCCUUGAGGGGUACAAGAAAGAUGCUAAAGUAGUGAUCAAUGUGACAGUGGAAGGGAGCCCAGGGCCAGUACGAGCCAUGGUUAAACUAGGAUCCAGUGUGGACGAGACAAUUAAGCUUGUUGUUGCUAAAUAUGGUGAAGAAGGAAGGACUCCAAAGCUUGAACCAAAUGAUUCACCAUCUUCCUUUGAAUUGCAUAACUCAUAUUUCAGCCUCCACAGUCUUGACAGGAGAGAAACAAUAGGGGAAAUUGGUAGUAGAAGCUUCUAUCUUAGAAAGGUCCAUAGCUCUCAUGGAGAAAAUGGAGGACAAUCAUCUACUCCUUCCACCCAAGCAAGUGGAAGUACCAAAGAAAUCGGAGAUGUUGCUUUACCAAUUCCUCCUGGCUUCUUGCUUUCUAGCUUCAUUGCUAGGAAAAUGGGCAAAAUUGUAAGAAGAACAAGAAAGCUAUGGAAUUUCAUUGUCUGCUUGAAGUAAGAGUAUAUAUGAGUCUAACCAAAAAUUAGAAAUCAAAGAGUAACACAGCAUAUUAUAUAUGUUACUCUUUAACAUUAUUUUCCUAUUUUCUUUGUUUUUGGGUAUUUUGUCCUCUCAUUACAUUUAUUAUAUGAGGGGAAUUCUCAAGUUUAUGAGUUGAAGAAAUACCAUUUGAGUUUGGCUUAAAUGGACUAAAUAAACUGUAUAUAGAAUAUAUUCUUAUUUGCCUUUGUUAUUUAUAGGCAUCGUAUUGCUACAAGAUUGUAAUGGUAAAUAGAGAAAAUUCAAUACCAAAACUUUUAUUCAGAUUC
Messenger RNA from Benincasa hispida (wax gourd), 1167 nucleotides. RefSeq names its product PPR containing protein. The record is from RefSeq and is a predicted model, not a curated record. NCBI's taxonomy places the organism in Eukaryota, Viridiplantae, Streptophyta, Magnoliopsida, Cucurbitales, Cucurbitaceae.